GGAAAGAUCUUCAUUGGUACACCCGUGAUAAGAAAUCCCAGGAAAAGGAUAUGGAGGCAGCAAAAGAAGAAAUACGUAAGAUUAAAGAAGAGGAGGAGCAGGCAAUGAGGGAGGCUCUGGGCUUAGCUCCCAAGCGUGCCACACGUCCUCAAGGUACUCGGCUAGACAAGCAUGAGUUUUCUGAACUUGUGAAGAGAGGUUCGACUGCAGAAGACUUGGGAGCAGGGCAUUCUGAAGCUGCUCGGGUAGAUGGUCUUGGUUUCUCAAAAUUGCCCAAACCGUGGGAAGAACCAAGUUCACCAGCGGCUUUUCCAUCUAACCCGAUCGAUGAGCCUGUAGAAAAGAUUAAUGCAAGUGUGACCGUUGCUCCACCCAUACAGAAUGAAGAGGAGUCAGACGCUGAAAGGAACCAAAAGAAGAGGAGGCGAGAAGAGAAGAGACGGGAAAAGGAUGAGAGAAGAGAGAAACAACAUUUGCAGGGCACAGAUGAUUGGAGGAAACAGCCCCGUGAUUCAGAUGAUAGGAGGAAACAUUCCCGUGAUUCAGAUGGUAAGAGGAAGCAUACACGCGAUUCAUAUGACAGGAGGAAACAUAAGAAAGACAAGGAGAAGAGAAGAAGACAUGAUUCUGAUUCAGAUUAAACUUGAAUAAUCCUUGUACUUACUGUGUGCUAGCUAUCAUUUACGUUAACAAGUGCAUUCUGAAUAUUUCUGUUGGAUGCUAUUAAAUACCCUUUGUUUCCUGCAUACGCAUCUGAGAAAGAAGAAUGAAGCUUGUCUAGCUUUUAAUGGCGACUA
Messenger RNA from Capsicum annuum, 797 nucleotides. Its product is annotated as multiple myeloma tumor-associated protein 2 homolog. Lineage: Eukaryota; Viridiplantae; Streptophyta; Magnoliopsida; Solanales; Solanaceae. The record is from RefSeq and is a predicted model, not a curated record.